AUGAUGGAAAAGCAGUGGAUAGUUUCUUCCCUCUUGCGCUCUUCAGAGCAGGGGAACGCGGAAGGCGUUAAUGCCUUUAGUACUACUACUCUCGGAUUAAAGCGGCAGCGAGAUAGCCAAUUUUAUGACGGUGAUGGGAAGCCGUUGAGAGGUUUGAGGCGUGAAGCUGCGAGCCUUAUGUAUAACAACCGCUAUCUCAGUGAGGAGGAACUGCACCGGCUUGAGCAGUCGCUUUCUGCUGGCCAGGGUAACACUUCUGUGACUUCCACUGCUGAUGGGAAGGGCGGUGGCAGUGCUAGGAGGAUCCUGAACGGACUACCUGCGCUACCAGACAUGUUUGGUGUUGUGCCGUCGACAACUUCUGGAGGAAAGGCUGCAAAAUCAGCGGGUGGUGAGAAUGGCGACUCAAGGUGGGCCGUACCAGCGAUGAAUCGGUGGUUCCUCGUGCAGCGAAACCACGUGGUUCAGAAUCGGCUGACUGAGGGUGGAAACAAUAGCAACGACGAAUCCGCGCAACAGUUAGGCCAUCAGUCUGCACAUAUGGGAGGCUGUGGUUACCGUUGGGUCCGGGCUGAUGCACUUCAGGUGGAAAGCGCACUUACUGGCUCUUUGGUCGUUGCUGCUAUGCCGGUUGCGGACACGGGAGCCUCCACGGGAAGGACCGAAAUGGGAAGUGGAGGUGCAAAGCACAAGCGCGUACAGGAAGAACUUCAAGAAUCGUGGAUUUCGCAGGCAUGUUUGCUAGCUCCCCCCGAGACCGAAUUUUCCGUCGCUGACGCUUAUAAAGGGUCGGACCCCUUUUCAUUCUUUACGGUAAGUGAAGAUGAGUAUCGGAUAUUAAACCUGGAGAGCCCACAAUUCCAGCCAUCAUUUCUAUCACGGCAUAACGACGUUGAAGAAGCAACGCCACAUCAUUUUAACUUUGAUGCCACUAUGAAGCUUCUCACAAUGUACGAAAGAUUCGGUAAUUUCGUGGUGGUGGCUGAUCGUUGGACAUAUGCCAACGCUUCUGGCACAGGUCCUGCGGACGUUAACGGCGCGGAUGAAACACUUUUGCCUCCACCCGUUGAGGCAUUAAUGGAGCGAUACAAGUUGGUCUCGGAGGCGGUUCUUCAGUAUCGUUUGCAUAUGCUGAGGACAGUCUUACGCGAUGGAAAAAGCGGCAGGUGCGAUGAAGCAGUUGCGGCAGCUGUUGGAUGCCGCAAACCCGAGUCGAGGGCUUCUCGUGAGGCUGUAGUGGCGAAAUCUCAAAAAGACACGGAUGAUCGUCUAAUAGCAUCGUCACAUCCCUUAGUUUCGUUGAUGUUAAAGCACCCCAUUCUCGAGACGCAACGACAGAGGCAGGAGUGGCUCACUCAGAAGUUUCGAGAGAUUAAGGAUGACGAUGGUAAGAGUUGUAACAACAACGACAACGGGAACCCGAACAAGGAGGACACGAAUGAUGAGGUCUCCGCGACGGCCAAUGCCGCGAGUGAGAUCGCCAUGAUUAACGGUCACCGCCGCAGUUACCUGAAGGAUUUGGCAGUGAUGGGUACCAGUUCUUUAUCCAAUCACUUGGAUUCAUCACAAAUGCAGAACAGCAGGGAUCAUGGUGAUGGCGGAACUUCCUUCGCUGUUGGUGGCAACGCGAGAUCUGGCAGUGCUUCUCCUCUUGAGUCCCAACUAUCGGUUCCACUCAACAUUUGUCCAAUACCCACCGCUUCACCCUUCUGGUAUGAUGGGCUACUGGAGCGUGUGAGGCGGGAGCGUUUACGUGAGGAUAUGAUCCUUGAAUCGCGAGAGAAUGUGCCUUACCACGUGGCAUUGAUGUCUCUCCAAAAAGUGGGCAAGCAGGCGAAGGUUCUGUUCGACAGAUUGCGGACCCUCACGCAAGAGACGGUGGCAGCAUCGGUAGAGGAGCCGGAGGAGUCAGACGUUAGCACUAGGGCAAGCGGUACGUCAGCCGUUGUAGACACCGGUGUUGGAGGCAAGGAAGGAAGGGGGGCGAGACCUGGGAAGUUAGCGACAGCUAAGCAGUGCAAGAAGAGACAACAGCAGCAACUUACCGAUCCCAGUUCGGAGGACAGUUACCAGGCUGUGCAGGAGGAGGUUCGUCGUGUGCCUGCGAUCUGCGAACGGCUGAAGCUAUGCGUUCAGGCCGGUUGGUUCCUACCACCCUCGUAUUUGGGAAAGGGAUGUGGAUCCGAUCUUAAAGGUAGCAACGGUAACACAAACAAUGAAAACUCUGGGGGUAACCGUGGCGCGCCCGUCGGUGGCAGCAGCGGCGGCACCAACAUCAUAGCCAAUCGCGUUUUAAGUAAUUCCUCUGAGGCGCUUUUGCUGUCGUUGCCUCCAAACACACCGCGUAUUCAUCGCAGCGUGGAGCACGAGUUGGAGAAGCAUCUCUGGGAAGAUCACCGGGCGUUGUGUGAUGACAGUGCGGAGGUGCAGCAGUUACUGGGUGAGGUACGUGUGUUAUACACACAGAAUGUUAUAUUGCGCAGGUUUGCUGGGAGGUGUGGUACUCUCAAGGCCUCACUUAAAAAACUUGCGAGUGACGCUUCUUCAAUGAAAAUAUGA
Molecule: messenger RNA, 2559 nt
Organism: Trypanosoma brucei brucei TREU927
Lineage: Eukaryota; Euglenozoa; Kinetoplastea; Trypanosomatida; Trypanosomatidae
Exons: 1
Coding region: 1-2559 (852 amino acids)
Source: RefSeq, a predicted model, not a curated record